Messenger RNA from Micropterus dolomieu (smallmouth bass), 1413 nucleotides. RefSeq names its product probable G-protein coupled receptor 82. Gene Ontology annotation, cellular component: membrane. The transcript is spliced from 4 exons. Lineage: Eukaryota; Metazoa; Chordata; Actinopteri; Centrarchiformes; Centrarchidae. The record is from RefSeq and is a predicted model, not a curated record. The coding region runs from base 34 to 1251 and encodes 405 amino acids. Gene Ontology annotation, biological process: G protein-coupled receptor signaling pathway. Gene Ontology annotation, molecular function: G protein-coupled receptor activity.
UGUGAUUAUUUUAUUUUGAGGGAGCUGCUGUUGAUGCCUUUGAAUGAUCUCGACAGAGCUGCUGUCUGUGAUCAGAUGGAGAAUACACCGUACACUUUCCCACCGGAUAACACCUCCUGCUCUGAUCUGUCCCUCUGCCCCUCCGCUGCCACGCUCUUCUUCCUCCCCUCCGUCUACACGCUCCUCUUCCUUACCUCUCUCCCGGGAAAUGCGCUGUCUUUGUGGGUGUUCCUGCGGCGCAUCUCCUCCAUGUCCCCCAUCCACAUUUAUCUGUCCCACCUGAGCACCUCCAACCUGAUGUUGUCCCUCACCACUCCCUUCCUCGCAGCCUACUACGCCUGGGGCUCAGACUGGACAAUGAGCAGCACCCUGUGUCAGCUGGUGCUGCACGGCAUCACCCCAGUGCUCCACAUCAACAUCUACAUAAGCCUCAUGAUCCUCACUUGGGUGGCCUUCAGUCGCUUUGCAGCCCUCAUCCGGCACACCCACGCCUCCAGGCCGAGUGCCUGCACAACACUGCUGCCGCACAGCUUCUUCGCCUCUCUCACAAGGACCUCCUUUGCCAACAGGGUGUGUUUCACAGUGUGGGUGGUGGCGGUUGGGGGCAUUGUGCCAGUGACAGUCUACUACUCGGUGAACGAAGCUGGCGAGGGUGGAGACGCUGAGAUAGGAGGCUGUGUGGAGGUUUGCUACAACCCUGCGGUGGAAAUAGGGGGCGGUCUGUCAGCAGCUUUUGCCGUGCCCGUCAUAACCAUAUUCUUUGUGUUUUACCUGCUGGUGCUGCUGGCCUACAUGACAGUGUUGAGGCACAUCAGACGCUCACGUCGCAACACAAAAGUCACGACCUCCCAGGGCCUGCUGGGUAGGGUGCUCCGAAACAUUGUGGUCAUUCAGGUUGUUUUUUCAGUUUGUCUGCUGCCAUACCAUAUCUUCAAACCCAUCUUCAUUUCUCUCGCCAAUGAUCAACGUCAGCUGACAUUUUCACCUGGAACCAACAACUGUCACCCGCUCUCCACCUUUGUCGAGCUGAAGAACUCCUUUUUGCUUCUGGCUGCAGUCAGAGGUUCAACGGACCCUUUGAUGUUCUUCCUGUUAGACAAGACCUUCCGUCAUCAAACACGCAGACUUUUAAGGUGCAACCAGAAAAGCCCUGGACAAUCUGGGGAAAGUGCAACUCAGAAGGCGGGACAGUCGGGAGAUGGAAACGUGGCAAGCGCUACUGUGGAUUUAAGUCAUGAAAGUGUUUUAUAGUCGACAGAUUUUUCUUUUGAAAGAAGGCAGAUGUUGUGAUAACGAGUCCUGGAAGUCUAGACUAGGCCUGCACGAUAUAAAGAAUAUCUGCGACGUGCGAAAACAUUGUUCACUACCGGAUGACGAUAUGACUUGUGAUAAAUAAACAAACAUUGAAGUGUG